This is a messenger RNA of Sus scrofa (pig), 2491 nucleotides long. RefSeq names its product serine protease 53 (gene PRSS53). Gene Ontology annotation, biological process: proteolysis. The record is from RefSeq and is a predicted model, not a curated record. Gene Ontology annotation, molecular function: serine-type endopeptidase activity. Lineage: Eukaryota; Metazoa; Chordata; Mammalia; Artiodactyla; Suidae.
GCAACACCAGAUCCUUAACCCACUUAGCGCGGCCAGGGAUGGAACCCGCAUCCUCAUGGAUACUAGUGAGGUUCUUAACCCACUGAGCCACAAUGGGAACUCCUAGUCUAAGCAUUUUUACAUUCAACACUUCUGAGUUUUUCAGAUAAGGCACAGAUGGGCUAACUGUCCAAGGUCCCUUAAGUGUUCAGGGGAACUGGGAUUUGAACCCAGACCGUGUGGCCAAGGGGAAGCCCAGGGAGAGGUGAUGAAUAGCCGAGGGUCACGCAGCCACAGCCUCAGAUCAAGGAAGGGCUGGCUCCCUUCCAGCCCAGGAAAAGCCAUGACACCUGACUCCUAACAAGUUGGGGGUGGAGUGGGGGUGGAGUAGAGGUGGAGCUAGGGAGACCCAGGUGGCCUCUCUGAGAACCAGAGCACCAGAGGCAGCAGAGUGGCCUUGGGCAGCAUGAAGCAGAGCUGGGGACCGGGGCUGCUCAUCCUGGGAGCAGUGGUCCUCAUAGAGGGUCUUCAAGCAGCUCAGCGGGUGUGUGGGCAGCGUGGCCCCGGGCCCCCCGAGCCUCAGGAGGGCAACACGGUGCCUGGCGAGUGGCCGUGGCAGGCCAGUGUGAGGAGGCAGGGGCUCCACCUCUGCAGCGGAUCCCUGGUGGCAGACACCUGGGUCCUCACUGCAGCCCACUGCUUUGAACGGGAGGCAAUGACGGACUUGAACUCCUGGUCAGUUGUCCUGGGUUCCCUGCAGCAUGAAGGACUCAGCACAGGGGCUGAGGAGGUGGGGGUGACAGCUCUGCAGCUGCCCAGGGCCUACAACCACUACAGCCAGGGCGCAGACCUGGCCCUGCUCCAGCUCGCCCACCCGGUGGCCCACACACCCCUCUGCUUGCCCCAACCUGGCCAUCGCUUCCCCUUUGGGACCUCCUGCUGGGCCACUGGCUGGGAUCAGGACCCCAAGGAUGCUCCCAGGACCCUAAGGAAUCUGCGCCUGCGCCUAAUCAGCCGCCCCACGUGUAACUGUCUCUACGACCGCCUGCACCAGCGGCUGCUGGCCAGCCCGGCCCGGCCCGGGAUGCUGUGUGGGGGUCCCCAGCCUGGGGUGCAGGGGCCCUGUCAGGGAGAUUCUGGGGGCCCAGUGCUGUGCCGUGAAGCUGACGGACACUGGGUUCAAGCUGGGAUCAUCAGUUUCGCAUCAAGCUGCGCCCAGGAAGACACUCCCGUACUGCUGACCGACAUGGCUGCUCACAGCUCCUGGCUGCAGGCUCGCGCUCAGGGGGCAGCCUUCCUGGCCCAGAACCCCGAGGCCCCGGAGAUGAGCGAUGAGGACAGCUGUGUAGCCUGUGGAUCCUUGAAGAGAGGAAGCCCUCAGGCAGGAGCUCCCUCCCCAUGGCCCUGGGACGCCAGGCUGAAGCACCAAGGGAAGCUGGCCUGUGGCGGAGCCCUGGUCUCAGAGGAGGUGGUGCUGACUGCUGCACACUGCUUCAUCGGGCGCCAGGCCCCAGAGGAAUGGACUGUAGGCCUGGGGGCCAGAUCGGAGGAGCGGGGCCUGAGGCAAGUCAUCCUGCAUGGGGCCUAUACCCACCCGGAGGGGGGCUACGACGUGGCCCUCCUGCUGCUGGCCCAGCCCGUGACACUGGGCCCCAGCCUGCGGCCCCUCUGCCUGCCCUACGCUGACCACCGCCUGCCUGAUGGGGAACACGGCUGGGUCCUGGGGCUGGCCCGCAAGGGAGCAGACACUGGCUCCCCUCAGACAGUGCCUGUGACCCUCCUGGGGCCCAGGGCCUGCAGCCGCCUGCACGCCACCUUCGGGGGUGACAGCGUCCCUAUUCUGCCUGGGAUGGUGUGUACCAGUGUUGUGGGCAAGCCACCCGGCUGUGAGGGCCUGUCGGGGGCACCGCUGGUACACGAGGUGAGGGACAGGUGGUUCCUGGCUGGGCUGCACAGCUUCGGAGACGCCUGUCAAGGCCCCACGAGUCCCGCCGCCGUCUUUGCGGCGCUCCCCACCUAUGAGAACUGGGUCAGCAGUCUGGACUGGCAGGUCUACUUCGCAGAGGAGCCGGAGCCUGAGGCCGAGCCCGGAAGCUGCCCUGCUAACAUGAGCCAACCAGCCGGCUGUUGACAGGUGGCCCUGGGAGGCCGCGGUUCCCACGCCACUGCCCCUGCUCCCCUCCCAUCCCUUCCUCAACUCCGACUGGCGACAGCGCAGUGGGCUCUGGGAAGGAGCCUGCCCCCGCCCCCGCGCCCCGCAAGACCGGGAGGCGUGGCCUGUGGCUGCUCCCCCACACCCAGCUCUGUGGCCCCGACGCAUGCGUCCUCAGCUUUCCCUCGUCUUCAUCCCUUCCGAUAUGAUCACACCAGGCCGCGUACUUUGAAAAUUUCAUUUUUUUGCAGGGAGCAAUUUUCCUGUGUUUUUUUUUUUUUUUUUAACUUAAAUAAAUUGUUACAAAAUAGACUUUAGAAAAUAAGUUACAAAUUGUAGUAAAAGGCUCCCCUUCCACAG